GAUUUCACCGCCGGUAUGGACACAGCCGGCGUUGUAUCGACCCCACUUCCGUACUUUAAUCCACGUGACCGGAAGCAGGGCAUCUCGACCAAGAUGUCCGCCGCUGAUCGAGACACGUUUCCCGGGGAAGGAGACGGCAUGGAGGAGCAAGGCGACUCGGCAGACGACGACGAGGGAGUGGACAUGGAAGAGGAGGAAGUUGCAGAAGGCGAGACCAAAGUCUACGUGCCCGGGAUCGAGCCCCUUCAGCCGGGGGAGCGUCUGGAGAUGGACCAGUCCGCCUACCGCAUGUACCAUGAGUGUCAAACAGGCUCGCCAUGUUUGAGCUUCGACAUCCUGAGAGAUAACAAUGGCGACGGAAGGGAAGACUUUCCUCUCUCCAUGCUGCUGUGUGCCGGCACUCAGGCCGACAAAGCCAUGGCCAACAGACUGCUGAUGAUGCGCAUGCACAACCUUCAUGGGACAGAGAAAGCCAAGAAGGAAGAGGACGCUGAAAGCAGCGAGGAGAGCAGCGAGGAAGAGGGCGAGGAAGAGGAGGAAGGUGCCAGCAAGAAACCACUGAUGGAGCUGGCCAUGAUGCCUCAUUUUGGAGCCAUCAACAGAGUCCGAGUGACGCGGCACAGCGAGCAGACUCUGGCCGCCGUCUGGUCGGAGAAAGGGCAGGUGGAAAUAUUUGACCUCCGACCUCAGCUGGAGGCUGUGCACAGUUCUGCCGCCAUGAAGACGUUCAUGCAGCAGCAGAAGGAGGCCACGGCCCUUUUCAGCUUCUCGGGUCACAUGACGGAAGGAUACGCCAUCGAUUGGUCGCCGUUGGUGCCUGGUCGUCUCGUCAGCGGCGACUGCAAGAAGAACAUCCACAUGUGGGAGCCGCAGGAGGGCGGAGCUUCCUGGCGUAUCGACCAGCGGCCCUUCAGUUCCCACAGCAAGUCCGUGGAGGACCUGCAGUGGUCGCCCACGGAAGCCACGGUGUUCGCUUCCUGCUCCGUGGACGGCUCCAUCCGCAUUUGGGACAUCCGAUCCCCGCCCAACUCCAUGCUGGCGGCCAAUGAGGCGCACGCGUCAGACAUCAACGUCAUCAGCUGGAACAGAACGGAGCCCUUCCUCCUGUCGGGGGGGGAUGACGGACUCCUCAAAGUCUGGGACCUGCGGCAGUUUAAGACGGGCCGCUCCGUGGCCACCUUCAAGCAGCACGGCGCCCCCAUCACCUCCGUGGAGUGGAGCCCGGCCGACCCCGGCGUGUUCGCCGCGUCCGGCGCCGACGACGUGGUCAGCCAGUGGGAUCUGUCGGUGGAGUCAUGUGACACCAAGGGGCAGGACCUGCAGUCACGUGACACCAAGGUGCAGGACCUGCACGGUCUGCCCCCCCAGCUGCUCUUCCUGCACCAGGGACAGUCCGACAUCAAGGAGAUCCACUGGCACCCCCAGCUCCCUGGGGUCCUGGUCUCCACCGCCCUCUCCGGGUUCAACGUGUUCAGGACUAUCUCUGUCUAGUCCCACUACUACUGCAGUACUACAGGUACUACCGCCGUACUAUAGCUAGUACCGCCGUACUACAGGUACUGCCGCCGUACUACAGGUACUGCCGCCGUACUACAGGUACUGCCGCCGUACUACAGGUACUGCUGCAGUACUACAGGUACUGCCGCAGUACUACAGGUACUGCCGCAGUACUACCACAGUACUACAUGUAAAUGACAUAUUUCACUUUUAUACCCAUCUGUCCAUAAGUCCACACACGUCUUUGAAGUACCACCACAAAUAAAAGCAAGUACUAUAAGGUAA
Nerophis ophidion (straightnose pipefish) is the source of this 1782-nucleotide messenger RNA. It is a transcript of the gene grwd1, whose product is annotated as glutamate-rich WD repeat containing 1. The coding region runs from base 16 to 1491 and encodes 491 amino acids. NCBI's taxonomy places the organism in Eukaryota, Metazoa, Chordata, Actinopteri, Syngnathiformes, Syngnathidae. Gene Ontology annotation, molecular function: protein binding. The record is from RefSeq and is a predicted model, not a curated record. The transcript has 7 exons.